Messenger RNA from Aspergillus aculeatinus CBS 121060, 363 nucleotides. RefSeq lists its product as uncharacterized. NCBI's taxonomy places the organism in Eukaryota, Fungi, Ascomycota, Eurotiomycetes, Eurotiales, Aspergillaceae. The transcript has a single exon. The coding region runs from base 1 to 363 and encodes 120 amino acids. The record is from RefSeq and is a predicted model, not a curated record.
AUGCUUCUGGGCGGGAGGGUAGGCGAUCAUGUUGUUGUCGCCGUCGAUAUCAUGGUCGCCGGACACGCCGCCGAUGUUGACGGGCGCGCCACGGCGGCUUGCGGCAUGACCAACCUCGGGAACCUUGGCCGCGGGGACAUUGGCGGCAGGGACCUUGGCCGCUGGGGCGUUGACGAUUUGUGCCCCGUCGGGGACGCUGCUAUGGGCGUCGGGAAGGCUGGCGUGGGUGUCAGGAACGCUGCUGUGGGUGUCGGGAAGGCUGCUGUGGGUGUCGGGGGUCUUGACGCCAUCGGCAAGGGCGCCAGGGAUUGCGGGGAUGUCUUCACGACCGUCAGUUUCUCAGUCCUAGAAAGUAUGCGGUGA